CGACAUGAAGGAAUCUGGAUUAUGCAGGAUAGGAAUUUGUUUGGUGAUCACUGGCAGUGUGACUACAGGUUAUAAAUUCAUCUUUGGGAAUGGUACCAAACUCACUGUACAACCAAAAGAACCAGCUGAUCCGAAGUACUAUGAGCUCCAAAAAAAUGAAACAAAAGCCUGCCUGGCCACCGACUUCAGUUCACACAAUGCAACGGACGGCAAGGCACCUUUCAUGGACCACAUGAAAUUGGAGGCUACCCGUGUUGAAGGUGACAAACACUUCAGCAAAGCAGUCAUCGUGCCAGAAGGUUACAGCUGUCCCACAUCAGGAUCAGUUCAGAAGUGCACAGCCGAAGAUGGAUAUGAACCAGAUGCAAAAAUGAACUUUUUGUCUCUGAGUGUUCUGUGUCUACGCAUCCUCUUCCUGAAAACCAUUGUGUUCAAUGUCUUGAUGACCAUCCGGGUCUUUAUGAGAUAACCGUGCUAUAGUCAUCAAAAGAAGACGUCUGUUGACCUGCAUGGCCUGUGACAAAUUCACCGUCAACAACUGACAUGAUUGUCAGCAUUUCACAUUUGAUCACGUAAUUUAGCAGACAUUUGUGAUGAUCUUAUGCAGUUCAAUGGAACCAUUCAUUCAGUUAUUCAUUCAACCAUAGCAAACCAUCAUAUCGUCAUGCAAUGCUUAUUAUUUACCCAACUAAUGAGGCUAUGCAGUGUACAUAAAAAAAUAGAGAAUGCCAGUUAUGGUGCCAUGUUGUCAACAUGUACUAGUGUAUAUUGUAAUGGCUGCUUCUUGUAUUUUAUUACUUAGGAGUUUUAUUCACUUUUAUUCAUUUUUGCAGCUUGUUAUUAUUUCAUUAUAUAAAUGAUGUAACAUGGUCCUCAGUGUCUGUAA
Molecule: messenger RNA, 886 nt
Organism: Engraulis encrasicolus (European anchovy)
Lineage: Eukaryota; Metazoa; Chordata; Actinopteri; Clupeiformes; Engraulidae
Product: M1-specific T cell receptor alpha chain-like
Exons: 5
Coding region: 5-469 (154 amino acids)
Source: RefSeq, a predicted model, not a curated record